Molecule: messenger RNA, 1234 nt
Organism: Nelumbo nucifera (sacred lotus)
Lineage: Eukaryota; Viridiplantae; Streptophyta; Magnoliopsida; Proteales; Nelumbonaceae
Product: 30 kDa ribonucleoprotein, chloroplastic-like
Biological process (GO): chloroplast rRNA processing
Cellular component (GO): chloroplast thylakoid membrane
Molecular function (GO): mRNA binding
Source: RefSeq, a predicted model, not a curated record
CUUUCUCAAACUCUCUCUUGCUCCUUUGAACCUUAUCAGGAGCGCCAUUGUGUUAGCCAUGGCCUCUUCUUCUUUGGUCCUCCCAUCUCUCUCCCUCAAAACUCUGGUUUUAUCUAAAGAGAAAAGCCCUUCCAUCUGUCUCUUUUCUUCCUCUCUGUCUUUGACAAAGGCCCAGAACACAUUCAUUUCAAUUUCCUCUUCGUUUUCCUUCGACAGAAGGUACCGCAGUCUAUCAUCUCGUUUUCUCCGAAAUGUAGCGGUUUCGUCGGACUUGGAGCAAGAGGAGGAGGUUUUGAGUGAUGAAGGUGAAGUUAAUUUUUCUCCUGACCUGAAACUAUUCGUUGGUAACCUCCCCUUCAGCGUCGAUAGCGCUAAACUAGCUGCUUUGUUCGAACAAGCUGGAAAUGUUGAGAUGGUUGAGGUAAUUUAUGACAAAAUAACUGGAAGAAGCCGAGGUUUUGGAUUUGUGACCAUGUCCACGGUUGAGGAAGUGGAAUCAGCUGUUCAGCAGUUCAAUGGUUAUGAACUUCAAGGGAGGGCAUUGAGGGUGAAUUCUGGACGUCCCCCUCGUAGGGAAGAUUACCCCACAAGGGGACCUCGAGGUGGGGCGAGUUUUGAUGCUCCUCACAGGGUCUAUGUAGGCAACCUUUCAUGGGGUGUGGAUGACUUGGCCCUUGAGACUUUGUUCAGUGAGCAAGGAAAGGUGAUGGAAGCCAAGGUGGUUUAUGACAGGGAAAGUGGUAGGUCAAGGGGUUUUGGAUUUGUAACCUAUAGCUCUGCUGAGGAUGUCAACAAUGCAAUUUCAUCCUUGAAUGGUGCUGACUUGAAUGGUAGACCAAUUCGAGUAACAAUGGCAGAAGCAAGGCCAAGACGUCAAUUUUGAUAGCCAUUAUCUUUUCAACUUCUGUAAGAGUGAAAGGAGUUAUGGUCAGGUGCUAAAUGGGUCGUUGAGAUGUAUUAACUACACGGCUCUUAGCCCCGCAAGCGCAUCUGGGUGUCAUUGCCAUCAACUUAACGUCACUUGAUUCAGGAUCAUCCAGCGACCAUAACGCUCUUGGUUUCUUGUGCUGUAUGUUUUCUAUAUUAGAUUUCUGUGUAGAAGAAAACAGUUUGUCAGCAAAAUUUGUAGCUUAUUUGGAUAAGUUUUCUGAUUAUUAAAUGGUUUUGGAAUUGGUUUUACGCCGUAAAAUGAAAGAGGAAAGCGCAACAUAUUGCAACUUUAUGGACAUUAUUU